CUUAUCUGAUGUUUUAUAUCAUAGACAGCACAUUUGACUACUUUCAGUUGUCUCUGUAACAACAGAAAGUGCACUCACCGUUAGAACAGUAAAAAUUCAAAAUGUUGAAGAGAAAACCAUCUAAUGUUUCAGAGAAGGAGAAGCAUCAAAAACCAAAGCGCAGCAGCAGUUUUGGGAAUUUUGAUCGCUUUCGGAAUAAUUUCCUAUCAAAACCAGAUGAUUCUACUGAGGUGUGUGACGGUGAGCCCAUAAAUGAGAAUGGAGAACAGAAUAAAACUUCACAUAAUGAAGGAGGUUUGGGUAAAAAAAUGAGAGCUAUUUCCUGGACCAUGAAGAAAAAAAUGGGUAAAAAAUAUAUAAAAGCACUUUCUGAGGACAAGGAUGAAGAUGAAGGUGAAGAUGUUCUCUCUUAUCGGAACAGUGAUCCCAUUGUUGGAACCCACACUGAGAAAAUAUCCCUCAAAGCCAGUGACUCCAUCGACAGUCUCUACAGUGGCCAGAGCUCUUCAAGUGGAAUAACAAGUUGUUCAGAUGGUACAAGUAACCGAGACAGCUUGCGGCUUGAUGAUGAAAGUCCCUACACUGGACCAUUCUGUGGGCGUGCCAGAGUACACACAGAUUUCACACCAAGCCCCUAUGACACUGACUCCCUCAAAAUCAAGAAAGGAGACAUUAUAGACAUUAUCUGCAAAACGCCAAUGGGAAUGUGGACAGGAAUGUUGAACAACAAAGUGGGUAACUUCAAAUUUAUUUAUGUGGAUGUCAUCUCAGAAGAGGAAGCUGCCCCUAAGAAAAUAAAGGCACAUCGGAGAAGUAAAAGGGAAAAACCAAAGACUUUACAGGAAUUCCUAGAGAGAAUUCACCUUCAGGAGUAUACUUCAACACUCUUACUCAAUGGUUAUGAGACUCUGGAAGAUUUGAAAGAAAUAAAAGAGAGUCAUCUUAUUGAACUAAACAUUGAAAACCCAGAAGACAGAAUGAGGUUACUGUCAGCUGCUGCAAAUCUCGUCGAUGAUGACACUAUUCUAGAGCAAGAAAAUGAACCUGUGGUCCUAUCCUUAGGCCCAGAAAUCUCCUUAAACAAGUCACAGUUAGAUGACUGUCCAAGGGACUCUGGUUGUUACAUCUCAUCAGAAAAUUCAGAUAAUAGCAAGGAAGAUCUGGAGUCUGAAAAUCUGCCGGACAUGGUACAGAAGAUCACUAUCACAGCGCCCAGUGACUGA
Messenger RNA from Elephantulus edwardii (Cape elephant shrew), 1223 nucleotides. It is a transcript of the gene SAMSN1, whose product is annotated as SAM domain, SH3 domain and nuclear localization signals 1. Gene Ontology annotation, molecular function: protein binding. Bases 102 to 1223 code for a protein of 373 amino acids. The transcript is spliced from 8 exons. NCBI's taxonomy places the organism in Eukaryota, Metazoa, Chordata, Mammalia, Macroscelidea, Macroscelididae. The record is from RefSeq and is a predicted model, not a curated record.